Messenger RNA from Vitrella brassicaformis, 3880 nucleotides. The record is from the annotation of a GenBank genome assembly. NCBI's taxonomy places the organism in Eukaryota, Vitrellaceae.
GAGGCUGCUGCGCAUGUGCUGAGCCACUUCCAAGCAGGAGCAAGCUGGCAUCGAUUCCGCGACAAACGGCGAGACGCCGCGGCGGGCAAGUGGGGGCAUAAGACGCGGAACUGAUAGACGGCCCUUGGACGAUUAAGCCACGACCACAGGCUCCAGGAUGGAGCACCCCGACCUCUCUGACUUCAGGUGCUUUGAGUUCAUCACACGCACCCGUGCACAACUGCACUGAACAACACGGGGGUGUCGCAGCAUCUGCUUUUCUCCUCUCCCUGUUGUGCAGCCUCUCGGUCGAGUCCGCGAAGGUCAUUGAUGUGCUGACCAAGCUCAUCAACAACCAGAAGCUCCUGAGCGAACAGAAUGCAGACCUGGAGUCCCGACUCAAGGAGCUCGCCAGCAAGUCGGACGAGGCGGCCGAGAAGCUCCGGGGCUUAGAGGAGGAGAACGGCAGGAAGACCGCCCAGAUCGAUGAGCUGCAGGGUAAGGUGAGGGCUCUGGAGGACCUGGACCCCAGUGCAGUGGUGGAGAAGCUCAAGGGCCACGAUGAGUCGCUCAAGGCGGCUUUGGAGAAGGUCGAUGGGUUCGACGUGCAGCUCAAGGAGCGGUCCAGGGAGUUUGCCGAGCAGUGCGGAGAGGUGCGCAAGGCGCUGGACAAGACGCGGGAGGUGGCGGGCAAGAUGGACUCGGUCGAGAGGAAGUUCAAUGACAUGGCGACAAGGAUGAAGGACACCGCAGACAAGGCCGACAAAGCUCUGCAGAAGGUAGGAAGACAGGCGAAAGACACUCGAUCGGAAGCAGAAAAUGCUCAUUUCGACUCUCUCUCUCUCUGUGUGUGUGUUCGUGUGUGUCUCUGUCCAGGUGGUUGAUGUCUCUGACGCGCAAGCGGCGCUUCAGACCGAUGUUGACAUGAAGUAUGAGCGACUGUGGACCGAGGUGCUCAAGACGCUUGAAAAUCUCAACAUCACAGAGGUCAAGAAUCUUAAGGACACCAUCCAGAAGCAGAACGCCGAGGCGGAGCGCCGCAUGCAGAACAUGGUCAGCUACUGCCUGGGAGUGCUCGCUAAGGCCUCCACGGACCGAUCCAACGUCCAGUUCAAGCGCAAGAUGCUCCACGGAUGGAGAGAGGCCACCUGGCUGGCCUCCAGGAGGCGCAUGGGCAUCGCACUGCUGCACCGGCUGUUCAACCGCCGGAAAAGGGACGUGUUGGCGCGGUGGCGGACGGAACAUCGGCUGGGUGCGCACGCUGAUGGGCUGGACAAGUCUUAUGCUGAGAAGCUGAUGAAGACGCAGAAGACCAUUGCGGACAAUAUCGAUCCGCAGAUGCAGGACAUUAAGGUCAGUCACGGGGAGAGAGAUGGGAUGGCGUGUCUCGUACUGUCGUCGAUCGCAUGUGUGUUCGUCCGUCAGGAUCGUUUGGACGGUUUGGACAAGAGCAAGGUUUCACUCGAGCGCAUGAACACAUCUCUGGAAGGCACAACAAACAAACAAAGAAACCAUUCGACCGAUGCGCCCACAUUCACGCACGAUCUCCUGUCUGUCUGUCUGUCUGUCUGUCUGUUUGCUUACCGUGUGUCUCAGAGCGCGAGAGAAAUUGGGACCAGAAGCUCGCCACGCUGCAGGCAAGGCUCCGUCACUCCCCUCGCUCACUUUCACUCUGUGGCUGUCUGUGUGUGUGUGUUGGUUCAGGAUGUCAAGAACGAGACGGAUGAGAUCCGCGAGUUGCUGCAGGAGGUGACUGCGUCCUCCGGCAAGACGGCCGAGGCAAAGGAGGGACUCAUGGGUCGACUCAUCGCCGCAGAACAGGCUCUCGCUGACAUGAAGGAGUCAAUACCGGAAUUCGCUAAGGAGAGUAAGCAGCCGACAAGCAACCGAGGAAAGAAUGCGUGUUUGUCGCCAAUGAUUGUUUGUCAGGUGAGAUAAAGGAUUUGAUGAAGGACAUGCUGCUGAUAUGGAACUCUCUCAAGCAGCUCGAUGUCGCCAAGGCGGACAAGAAGGAGCUCGACUCGUACGCCGUGGAGGCCGGUGACCGAGAUAAGGUGAGACGAAACGGUCCGGCCAUUAAAAUUAUUGAUCACUCCGACUGACGUGUUCGCCGCUUGUGUAUCCACUGAUCCAUUCACUCAGGAGACUCAAGGCCGCCUGGAUGGCUUGGAGGGCAACAUCGCGGCUGCGCAGGUAGACGGAAAAGACACACGUACACACGCGAUCGAUCCUGUCUUGGUGGCGCUAUCAGGCCGAGAGUCAGUCUCAGCUAAGCGGUGUGGGGACGAGGCUGCGCGACGUGGAGGGGGCGGCACAGAACACCGACAACAGACUCAGGACACUCAACCACAUGCUCAGGUCAGAAACAGAGAGAGACAUUGGCCCUUUUGCAUGCUGUGUGUUGCGUCUCUGUGUGUGUGUGUGCAGCUCGCUUCUGCACUUCGUUGAGGAGAUUCUUUGGCGCUUCAGCAACCAGAGAAUCGGGGAGGGAGGCGAGAUACCCGUAAGCAGCCCUCCACCACACAUCACCCAUACACAGUCAGAGCUUCUACAACGGUGUGUGGGGUUGUCUUUGUCCCGCCCAGCCUCCCCCGAAAGUUGUGCGUACGGGAGGUGGCUUCCGUGAGUACCCCCGUCAGCCCCCGCCCCCUCCCACCCCGCCGCCCGUCCCAUUCACCCCCCCGCCCUCACUCGCCACGCGGCCCGUCCUCUCACAACCAACGGGAUUCUCAGAAGACACGUACACUCACAGAGACAAACAGACAGACAGACGUGACAGCAAGACCAUCCCUCCUGUGUGUUCAGUCACUUUCCGUCGGCCCCUCAGUGGCCAAGCACCAGCAGCCCCCGCACGUUCGACCCAUCGCAGGACCCCGCAUCGCAGACACUCAACCAGUGGAUACAGGACGCCCGAGACGUGCUCGACAUGGCCGCCACACCCACGCCCGACCCGUCCAGGGGCAGUCCUUCACCCGGACGCAUCGGCACAACAGCAAGGGCACCGGCUGGUAUGGAUGGAUGGAUGCACUAGUAGCAGCGCUAUCUCAAUCUGCUCAUCUCUCUGUCUGCGCAUUUGUUGCAGGCUCCCACACGACGCCCAGGAUCAGGUCGUGGGCCCCGGGAGGCAGCGUGCUCGGGUCGCCAGCCACUGUCGGCGGCACCACGACCCCUGCACGGCCCUUCCACCCGCCGGGCAACACGCGGCCACUGACCAGACCCACAUCAGCCAGAGCGGGGGGAGGCUUCGUGGCCAAUGGCGGUACUGGCGAGCGCCAGUUGCCGCCCCACCACAACCUGCGGAGUCUCCGGCGUGCUGACGAGAGCCGCCAGCAGCAGGGGGGCGGUGAGGAAGGAAAUGGGAAGGAGAGGGAGAGGGAGGGGGCUGCGGGCGUGGCGGUCGUCGGACAGCGCGUGGGCAAGGCUGUGUCAAGGGUGAGUGAGGCACAUCCAUCCGUUCACUCGACCCCUGUAUAUAUGCUUUUGUGUGUGAACAGUCCAUCCCGGCGGGUCAGUGGAGCCGGACAGUGAACGUGCCAGUGCCCCAGCCCACGCCAGUCGAGGACCCUGCCACCAGCUCAACAGCACCAGCAGCAGCCUCGCGAAACGCUACACCUGGUUAAGGCGAGAGACAGGCGCAACGGCCAAAACGUAUCGCACACAUAUGUAUUGGUGUGGCUUCGGGUCUGUCAGGGCCGCGGCGUCGCAGCAGGACUGAAGGGGCGAAUGGGGACAUAGCAGAGUGACGCGCACUCCGCCGCCGGAAACGAGACGAGACAUAGGUAUGGAGGCGCAGAGGCUUUGUUUGGCAGACAGGCAAAGGUCUGAGCUAAUGCAUGGAUGGAUGGAUGGACCGCAUGAGUCUCAUGGAUGGAUGGAUGCGUGGCGUGAGCUGUAUGUGCGC